CACAGAUUGAGGUGUGGCCAUCGAGGGCAGCCAUCUUCUUGACUUUCUGUCGCUUAGCAUUUCAGCGUGCUACAUAUCGCUUUGUUAACGGCGCAACCGGGAACUCUGUGUGUCAAGGAGGGAAAAAAACCUUCUCCUCCUCCCGCGAUAGAGAGGGCCGAGGGAGUGCCAUGCGUUACGAAUCCACAGCAUCUUCGCAUGACGACUGUUUAAUUCAACAUACAAGAAGCUACACGCUGUGACUGCAUUCAAUCACUGAUUUGGGAUCGUUUGUACCAGUUUAAAUACGACCUGGGCUUUAAUUCACAGAGACGCUGAAAGAAAGACUAAAAACAUGGGAUGCAAUACGGGCCGAUGCCUCGGUCCAGACGAUACGGGGUACCCUGGAUCAGAAUUCAUGGCAGCCAUUAGAAAGAAAUUGGUUAUUGUGGGUGAUGGUGCUUGUGGUAAAACAUGCUUACUUAUAGUCUUCAGCAAAGACCAAUUUCCAGAAGUUUAUGUACCUACAGUGUUUGAAAAUUAUGUUGCGGAUAUUGAAGUUGAUGGGAAACAGGUGGAACUGGCUCUUUGGGACACAGCUGGACAAGAAGAUUAUGAUAGGUUGCGUCCACUAUCAUAUCCUGACACAGAUGUAAUCUUAAUGUGUUUCUCUAUUGAUAGUCCAGAUUCCCUGGAAAACAUUCCUGAGAAAUGGACACCAGAGGUGAAGCACUUUUGCCCAAAUGUGCCCAUUAUCCUUGUUGGAAACAAAAAAGACUUACGCAAUGAUCCUAAUACUAUCAAAGAACUUAGCAAGAUGAAACAAGAACCAGUUAAGCCAGAAGAAGGAAGAGCUAUGGCUGAAAAAAUCAAUGCUUUUGCUUAUCUUGAAUGUUCUGCUAAAAGUAAGGAAGGUAUUAGGGAAGUAUUUGAAACAGCCACUCGGGCAGCACUACAAUUCGUAGGUAAAAAAGAAGAAGAAGGGAAGAUGUUGGCUCCUAUAAUUCUUGAUUUAUCACCGAUAACAAGACAACACUAAUGGAAUUGCUAGUUGCAAUGAAGCUAGUUGUUAUGCCGGAGACCCCCAGCGGAAACAAUAAUAUAACAAUUUAUCUUUAAUUAUUUUACAUAAUAAAGCAACUUAUUAAACAAGGAAACUACAAAAAUACGUAAUAUAAAAAAAACUGUCAUCAAAACUGGAAACUUAAACUAUUAUAUAUAUAUAUAAAAUAUCUCACACAACUGGGUCAAUUUAAAAUGACUUUAAAAUGAUAGAAGAUAGAUGAAAAUUUCAUUAGAUAAAUAUAAAUAUUAUUAAGUAGUGCACAAUAAAAUGCACAGUAUUACAUCUGUGAUCUAAAGUUAUGUUUCAAAGAUUUCUAGAUCAUUUCCAUUUCUUUAAAUUAAAUUGGUUUUUUUAUAUAUAUAAAUAUAUAUAUAUAUAUACAUAUAUAUAUUUAUAGAUAUAUAAAUAUAUACAUUAAUAAAUUGUCUUAAAUUUUAUAGAAAUAUGUUAAAGCACUCUUUGAAAACAAUUAAUUCAAAAAAUAUUUUAAUUCUAAUUGUGUAAUUAUGUAUUGUAUGACAAACAGAAAAAAUAAAUAUAAGAGCUUAUAUAUUAUAUUGCGCACAUUUUUUUUGUUUUUCAUAUACUAAAUUCAAUUAAUUAAAUUAAUAUUGCAAAUUCAUAAAAUAAAAUUCUUAAAAUAAAGUUUUUAAACUAAACAUUUUUAGAUAAAAAUGUUUUAAUACUUUUUGGAAAAUAAAAGCAUCAAUUGAUUUAUUAAAAAAUAUAAAAUAUCAUUUAAGAAACUAAUGAUGACCUUGAAUUCUUUGAAACGCUUUCAUUUUCAGCAUAUAUGCACCAAAUUAUGUUUAUUUAAAACUAUUUUGUUAAAUGAAAUUUUUUUUCUAUUUUUUUUCAUUUCAAAGUUAUAACUUGAUCAAAUUGCGUAGAUAUUUUAUAUAUGCUAUAGUAUAUGAGAAACUAUAAUGUAUAUUGUAAUGACUACUUGAUUGUAUUUUUUAAUAAUAAUGAAUUGUGCUUGAAGUUUAAAAAUUAAA
This is a messenger RNA of Apis laboriosa (Himalayan honeybee), 2043 nucleotides long. RefSeq names its product ras-like GTP-binding protein Rho1 (gene Rho1). The record is from RefSeq and is a predicted model, not a curated record. Lineage: Eukaryota; Metazoa; Arthropoda; Insecta; Hymenoptera; Apidae. Gene Ontology annotation, molecular function: GTP binding; GTPase activity. Gene Ontology annotation, biological process: cell migration; small GTPase-mediated signal transduction. The coding region runs from base 335 to 1018 and encodes 227 amino acids. The transcript has 6 exons.